Chondrus crispus (carragheen) is the source of this 1218-nucleotide messenger RNA. RefSeq lists its product as hypothetical. The record is from RefSeq and is a predicted model, not a curated record. Lineage: Eukaryota; Rhodophyta; Florideophyceae; Gigartinales; Gigartinaceae. Bases 1 to 1218 code for a protein of 405 amino acids. The transcript has a single exon.
AUGGUCGCUUGCCGAUGUAUAGGACAAGGGGAAGAUUCCAACGAGUGUGGGGUGGCACUGCUUGUGCGACCGAUCACAUUGACUAGAGUGGGCGCUGACGGCGAACGGGAAGAAACUGGGAGACAUGUAUGUAUCUAUGAGGCUGUGGGAGAGAAGUUUUCGGAUUGCCACUCCGAGCUUGUUCGACUUUCGACACGACCAGCAGGGACAAAACCAGAAUAUGGGCGACACCCCUACAAUUUCACGUACAAAGUUCCUGAUCGAAUUUCUGGAGACUACUGGCGUGCAGACGGACAACGCGGAUGGAUGCAUGAUUGUGGGGAAGCCGAGUUUGAUGCGUUGCCUAAAUACAAUAUAUCAGGGCUUCGUCGGGGGGAUCUUCGGUUCCACAAACACACGACACCUGCGGAGAAGGGAGGUUACUGCAGACCGCCGGAGGGUGUGCAGUAUUACCGUGAUGAGGCAGAAGGGAGUGAUGAUGAAUGCGCGGCAUUGUAUGAUUUUGCGGCGCCAGCCGCGUCAAACCGGGGGACGCAGCAGGAUGAAAUUGCGAUCGGAAUGGACUUGUCGACGUACCUGGCAGAGAAAAUACCCCUUACUACCUACACAGAAAUUGCACUCUCACUUAGCGCAGCUUGUCUGGGUCUUUUGCUCGCGUGGUCAAUGCACAAAAAGAUCAUCACGAACAUGAAUGCUGAGCAACCGAUCAAAUAUUUCUUGGUGAGUUUGUUGAAGCUAGUUCUGUCGUAUGCGCUCGAGGCGUUACCCUUGCACAUCGCACUAGCUGAGGAGGUGCGUUGUCGUGACUGGCGGUCGCUGUUUGCUUUCAUGGAUGCGAGUGUCACGCUUGCGCACGGAUUUAAAGGAUCGCGGGGUUCGGCAAAAGACAGUUUGCUUGUGUUAACCGCUGUGGUUGGUGAGGUUGAAUUUUUGACAACGCAUGAGAUUUUUUUGGCAUGCUGUACGGCGCUAUUCGAUGUGACGGCUCUUGUCAUAUUCGGGCUGACGGUUGUGAGAAAGACAAAGCAACUCCUGGAUGAACGGAAGGCGAGGGCGAUGGUUGUCAGUAGUAGGACAAAACCCCAUUCGUCUUCCGUGCGCACGGAGGGUGGUCUGAUUAGAGCUCGGCGGCGCAAAAUAAUUAUCAAGUCGGCGAAUUGGGAGCUUGCCUUGGGGAGACUCAUGAAGUACAAAUUUCACAAUGUCAGGUGGUUGUAA